AUGAUUAAUCUUUAUACGAAAAUCAUUGACAAAGGAAUAUUAGAGAAGGUAAUCUUUGUCGUAUCAUUCGAAGGUCAACAGAAAAAUUUUGAUUUCGAUUAUCCUGAUGGAUAUGAAAUCGUAGUUCCACGAAAGGUCAAGUCCAAUGGGACGUUCGUGUCGUAUCAGAUACCGCAUCAUUUCAAACGUUCGUUUUAUGAGAAGAAUGUAGGAGAAACUAGAGCGAUGUCCGAAGACGAUGCGGUUCACUAUCGACUUCUACUUGGUCAGAAGGAACAUCAUCUCGAGUUAUAUCCGAGUCAUCGAUUUUACUCUCCUGGUGUCAUAAUCGAGGAACAUCGGACAGGCAAUGGUGAGGAUAAGAAACGUUUCCUUGACGAACUGCGAAUUCGACGAAUGAGAGAUAGACAAUGUCAUUAUCAAGGUCAUGUUAGAAACCAACCGGAUAUCAGUGCACUUUCUACUUGUUAUGGACUCGUAGGUUACAUAAAAACAAAGGACUCAUGGUACAUGAUCGAACCAAUCGAAGGACACGAUUUCACGAAGGAAAUUGAACAUCCUCAUGUAGUUUAUAAAAAGGAUCCGAAGGAUAUUAAAACCAAUGAGAUUUCGUCGUGUAUAAAUUUCGAAGAUUUUAACAGGACUAUUAACAAACGUGAAUACAAUGAAUUCAUUAAGAAGCGCGCCUUGAAUAACAAUAAUGAACAAUAUGAUGGUCGUCCUAUGAGAUAUACUGUAGAAUUGUUAGUCGUUUUGGACAUUACACUUUUACAACAUCAAAAAUUUGACGCUGCCAGUCUGUUUCACGAUAUAAGCUUAGGAUUCGAUAUGGAUUUGGCUAUAGUUAGAAUCAUACGACUCGAAGUAGAAGAAAACGAGAUGAAUUUGGGGAUCACCAAGAAUUUAGAAACAACAUUGAAACGAUUUCAAGAAUGGCAAAGAUAUAUGAAUCCUGGCGAUGACGAUCAUCCGAAUCAUCAUGAUCUGGCGAUAUUACUUACGAGAAUGAAUUUCUGCGUGACACAGGAGCUUUGUGGAUUCACGGGUGUAUCUACUGUCGCUAGCACGUGUGAUCCUUUGAAGGGAGCCAUUAUUGUCAAGGACAGUGGCCUUACUACGGGAUUUCAUAUAGCUCAUCAUAUAGGACACACACUCGGUAUGUCACAUGACGUCGGAAGGGAGAACGGAUGUACUGGGAUAGUUCAUCAUCACGAUGGAUUCGUGGAAACGUCGGUUAUGUACCCUGGAAGUGCAUACGUGACGAAAAAGUGGUCCAACUGUUCCCGGAAUUAUUUACAACAUUACAUCGAAUCUGGUUUGGCUCGUUGUCUUGAGGAUGAGCCAAAGGAUCAUCAUUUUCCUAUAAUGGAGAUGUUACCUGGGGUCAUAUAUAAUAGCGAUUUUCAAUGUCGUCUAAUGUAUCGUCAGGAUGUCGUUCAUUGUGAUCUCGAUAUCAACUGCGAGACUCUGAGCUGUUCUAUUCCGGAAAAGGGUUGCGUGUCAGUUAGAAAACCACCCGCUGAAGGAACCCCCUGCGCCGAGAAGAGGUGGUGUUAUAACAUGAAGUGCGUCAUGAUAGGUGAACGAUUAGGAGCGAUCGAUGGUGGUUGGAGUAGUUGGUCAUCUUGGAGUCGAUGUUCUCGUAGUUGUGGAUCCGGAGUGGCCUUUGCAAUGAGAAGAUGCGAUCAUCCAAGCCCAACCAAUAGCGGUACUUAUUGUCCCGGUAUAAGAAAACGUUACAAAAUUUGUGCCACCAAUCCUUGUGAAAUUGAUGCACCAUCGUUCAGAGAUGUUCAAUGCAAUGAAUUCAACGAUUGGGUCUUUCCAGAGGAUGGAAAAAUUCAUCGAUGGAUAGCUUAUAAUUUGCCGGAAAACUUGAAAGCUUCCGAAAAUCCGUGCUCCCUAUACUGCCUAAGCGAUACGGGUUUGGUAACGUCAUUAAGGCCAAAGGUCGUUGAUGGUACUACAUGCUACAGAGGUAUCCGCGACAUCUGCGUAUCUGGCGUCUGCAGAGAGAUACCAUGCGAUCUCGAUAUGGAAUCCAACGCGGUCGAAGAUGUUUGCGGCGUUUGUCGAGGUGACAGCACAUCCUGCAAGAUCAAGGAAGGAACGUUCGUAAUCCAAGCCCAAUCAAAACCGAGGAAGAUAGUAGACGUACCCGCUGGCUCAAGAAACAUACGAGUUGAACUAACUCAUCCUACAAAGUCGAGAAUUAUAGUAGAAGCUAAGAGUUCUGGAUCGACUUUAAUCGAUGGAAAUCACUUAGGAAUGUACGAAGUGGCAGGCUCGAAGGCGUGGCUCGGUAUGAUAAGACCGAGACAGGGAGCUUUAAAUGUGCCAGGACCCGUCACGGAAGACUUGGUUAUAUUGGUACACCCGGUGGAAAAUGUAACCUUGAAAUACUCGUUGGGAUUGAAACAAGAUAAACCACGGAGGGGAAGAUUCUCAUGGGGUUUUGUUGACUGGGAACCAUGUACAGCUGUUUGCGGACCCGGCGAACAGGUCUCGAAGGCACGUUGUAUAGAGGAAAUCGGUGGUAUGGUCGACGAGAAUAAUUGCAAAAAUCUAACAAAACCGGAUGUGAAAGUUAGACCGUGCGAUCAAGCACCCUGUUUACCCAGAUGGAUGUUAGGCGAUUGGCAAGGUUGCGAGAAUUGCACGGCAACGUGUAAAAGAUUACGAGCAGUGAAAUGUAUACGUCCAAUUGGUCAUGGUGAACAGGACGUCGAUAUUAUACCGGAUAACUAUUGUCAAGGACCAAAACCAAAAGAGUCAAUGUUAUGUUCCUCCGAAAUAAAUCAAAUCGAUCGUAUCAUCGAGGAUAUCUCAAUUGAUGAGGAUAAAUCGUUAAUUAACAAUGAGACUACGGUUAACCUUGAUGACAUUAAUAAAGGAGAACUCGUGAUCGAUAAGGAAUAUAUUGAUAAUUUGACCCUCUUAUCAAAAUUAAACACUGAACAAUCGACGAUGAGUAUAUUUUGUUUCAACCUCAAACCACAUUUACAGUAA
This is a messenger RNA of Vespa mandarinia (Asian giant hornet), 3009 nucleotides long. Its product is annotated as A disintegrin and metalloproteinase with thrombospondin motifs 6-like. NCBI's taxonomy places the organism in Eukaryota, Metazoa, Arthropoda, Insecta, Hymenoptera, Vespidae. Gene Ontology annotation, molecular function: metallopeptidase activity. The record is from RefSeq and is a predicted model, not a curated record.